Mytilus trossulus (common blue mussel) is the source of this 2123-nucleotide messenger RNA. RefSeq lists its product as uncharacterized. Gene Ontology annotation, cellular component: extracellular region. The transcript is spliced from 11 exons. The coding region runs from base 123 to 1433 and encodes 436 amino acids. The record is from RefSeq and is a predicted model, not a curated record. Lineage: Eukaryota; Metazoa; Mollusca; Bivalvia; Mytilida; Mytilidae. Gene Ontology annotation, molecular function: chitin binding.
UUUCAUUUCAAGAAAAUUCAUGGACCGAAUUUGAUUCAGGAUUUUACCACUUACGUGUUGAGAAGACAUGUGGUGGGAGUGUACUUGACCAAUUGAUUCAAAGACCGAAUAUUGAAUAUCAAAUGACUGAUUCAGGGGUGUCUACUAACGGAAAUAAUGGUAGUAACAAUGCAAAUGACACAACCAGCAAUACGUCUAUUUACACAGAUGUAUUUAGUGAUAAUGGGUUAAGCUCAAGUGAUGGUAGUGAAAGAUAUGAUACUAUCCAAGAGGAAUACUGUAAUCAAGGUUUUGUUGGAGAUGAGGAGGAUCCCCGCUCACAGGUCACAUCUACAGGUUCGGAAAAUCCAGGGAAUAACAUCAUUGAAAAUGAACAGACAAUUUAUUGCAGAUUGAAAAGAUCUUUAAAAACAUGGACCACCCUUGGUAUAACCGGAUUGUGUAUAAUUGGUGUAGCGAUAUGGAUAUUCCAGAACAACUAUUAUUCGGGUUUGGAUAAUGCGAAUGAUCCUGCUUCUGCUAUUAAAUAUACACCCAUUCCUGGUCAGUGCGACAAUAAGAUGUCUACUGCAAAGAUUGGAGAACCAAUAUGUAUUUCUUAUACAAGUCCACAGAGGGCUACUAGUAGUCCGUCAAGUAUACAAGUCCAGCAUAUGACAUCACAAUAUUUCAAUGCACUCGAAGUGUUUAAAAUCAAUGUGUCAUCUAAUAACUUUGUUCAACAAAAUGGAGAUUGGAAAGUCUACUACAACUUUUCUGACCAACAAUUUAGCUUGUUUAAGGAAAAGGCUAAAUGUGACAAUAUGGGAAAUUACACCAUCACAAUAAAAUAUGAUGAUGGAAAUACUACAUUCCACGAAUUUGAAAUACAUCUAAAAGAUCCAAAGUUACAACAACGUGUUACUCGCAUUAAUGACAGUAUUUAUGUUCAUUGUGAAAUGACGAACACUUGUAAGGCGAGAUAUUUAGACUUGAUUGUCAACAGUGGGGAAUCGUCCCGUUUGAUACCUGCUAAGAAUGAAUGUAGUAAUAACGAUAAGAAAAAUAGCUCAACAAUCACAGCUGAUGCGAUAAUUCCUGUGUCAUGGUUCACAGGAAAUCAAACCAUCUCAUGUGUUCCACUCAUGACAGAUCAUAAACUUGCUGCUAACCUUACAUCUACAAUAAAUAUACCUGUCUGUGAAGGAGACGGUUGUGUGCCUAAUUGCAAGGAUGAUCCACAAGGUGCAGCAUACUUUCAAGACAAAGAUAUAUGUAACAUAUUUUACCAGUGUUCAAAUGGAGACAUGAUUUUACAGAACUGCUCAAACGAAACAUCUUGGUCACAUAGCGAGUGCACCUGUGUUCAUUUUAAUUAUGACAUUUGUAAUAAGAAAACAUUCAGAUUUUUUCAACCCGCUAUGUCUUUUGCAAAAUGCACAAAAAUGACAUGAGUUUUGCAUUGAUUCAUAUUUGUCUUUAACAAUCAAGAGUCAUCUUAUUUUAUUACGGUUAUUCAACCAAAGGUACUGAUUGUACUUAGAUCAAAUAUUAUCAGCAUAAGUGUCCUGCUUUCGGUGUCACAUUCCAAGUCAACACAACAGAGGGAAUCGCAUUAACAAUAAAUGAGCUAGAUUUGAUUGGUCGACAGUGUGAGAGUCUCUUGCAGAAAAGCAUAGAUUACCUAACUUUGAUUUCUAUCAUGUUGCUGCUAUAUUUAGGAUUCGAUCAAUAUAGAUAUACCCUCAACUUCCUCUGGUUGCUUACUCAUAUUACAAAGAUAGGGAUAAAAACGCACAUCUGCAUCCCAGUUUCAUAUCAAUGUUGUUUUCACAUUUAGUUCAUUUAUAACCGGAUUUUCUUUGAAGAAAUCUUUUCUCACUUAUAAAGUGCAUCCGAAUUUCAUCUGGUAGAAUGAAUGUCGUUUGUAAAAAACAUAAUGAGGAGCGCUUGUUCUCCAUAUACCCGAAUAAUAAGGUUUAAUUUGUCAAUCAACCAUCUUUUACUGCCAUUUUAGAAUCAGUUUCAAAGAUAAAUGAUGUUUGUGAAUUUAUUACUCUAUACAAAAAAAUAGUAUAAUAAGGCAUUUAGUCACAAAAAAUGUCAUUGUAAAUCUGUCAUGUGUUAUGGAUAUUUAUAAUUUU